Messenger RNA from Eurytemora carolleeae, 1252 nucleotides. Its product is annotated as bifunctional arginine demethylase and lysyl-hydroxylase JMJD6. Bases 82 to 1056 code for a protein of 324 amino acids. Lineage: Eukaryota; Metazoa; Arthropoda; Copepoda; Calanoida; Temoridae. The transcript is spliced from 9 exons. The record is from RefSeq and is a predicted model, not a curated record.
AAACAAAACUCAGCUGAUCAAAACAUGCCACACAAGUCAAAUAUAAUUUUUAAUUAUUAAAUUUAAGUUUGAAGAACAAAUAUGUCAGACUUGAGAAGAAGAAAGGUUUCCUCUGGAUCAGAUCAAGAGAGAAAAACUAAAACUUCUGAAGUUUAUAAAGCUAAAAGUACUGUCGUAGUCUUAGAACUUAGUUCGGUCUUAUGCAUUGUUUUCGGAGUUCUCAUAGGUAGUUUACUGUGUGGUCCCUGGAUCCAUGAUAUAGUUGGUUACUGUCUGGGUUACAGAUGGGAUUUUGUAAAUAAAUGUAUAAUGGAGUCUCCUAAUGAAAACGGUUAUGGUACAGAUUUUUGCAGGAUUCCUGUAGAUUGCGACAUUUGUAAAGAUGUUCACAAAAUUGAUGAAAUACAUGUCAGUGAAUUAUCUGUUCAACUCUUUGAAGAAAGGUAUGCAUACAGUGAUCGACCAUUGGUUGUAAGAAAUGCAACAUUAGACUGGAAAGCAAUGGAUACUUUAAACUACUACUGGUUCAAAGAACAGUAUUUAAGUGAUCCUGAAAUACUAUCUUAUAAACAUGAAGAUUGCUGGUUCAAUAAAUAUGGAACAAAGGAGUUUAGGAACCUUGCUUCUGUAUUCAGGUUGAAUGAGGAUAGAAUAAAACUGAAGGAUAAUAAACCCUGGUAUGUUGGUUGGGCAGUGUGUCACACUGAUGUAGCAAAUAAUCUUUAUAGUUUGUACUCCAGACCUUCAUUCAUCAAUCCAGAUUCUACUCCCCCUUCCAAACCUUGGAUAUUCAUUGGAUCCCCUGGACAUGGGGCGAAUAUUCAUAUUGACAAUGUAGAUCUUUCAUCAUGGCAAGCUCAGAUAACUGGGAUUAAAAAGUGGUUUAUACAGCCUCCCCCAGAGUGCUCAAGAAAGUGUGGAAAUACUAUGGAGAUUACAGUUUAUCCAGUUAUAAUUUUAGGAGACAUUAUAGUGCUAAAUACAAAUGUAUGGUUCCACGGCACUCUGGUUCUAGGAUCUCAGCUUAGUCUGGUUCUAACUAAUGAAUACGAUUAACUCAGUUUAGUCUGGUUCUAACUAAUGAAUCCGAUUAAACAGAGUAUAGUUUGAAAACUGCAUAUCAGAAUCUAGUCAUUUAUAAUUCGAAAUUGUAUCUAUCAUUACCGUCCUUUCGACUUAUGUGAUCUGUGAAAAGUUGCUACAUAAUACAUUUUUCCCAUGUUAGAAAAUACAACGAAAUAAUUUUUGUUUU